Molecule: messenger RNA, 369 nt
Organism: Pediculus humanus corporis (human body louse)
Lineage: Eukaryota; Metazoa; Arthropoda; Insecta; Psocodea; Pediculidae
Exons: 1
Coding region: 1-369 (122 amino acids)
Biological process (GO): Notch signaling pathway; multicellular organism development
Cellular component (GO): membrane
Source: RefSeq, a predicted model, not a curated record
AUGAUUUUUUUUAUUUAUGUUUUUCUCUUUCGUUUUUUCCAGGUACAAUCAUCGGGUGUUUUCGAGCUGCGGUUAAAAUCGUUCACUAACGACUACGGUAAAGACAACAAGGGAAAUUGUUGCAGCGGUGAAAAUCCUACACCCACAGGAGAAUGUUCGGGUCCUUGCCGAACGCAAUUUAGAAUUUGUUUAAAACAUUAUCAGGCACGGAUAGAUAUGAAUUCUCCGUGCACGUUCGGGGAUGUUGUCACUCCCGUUUUGGGUGAAAAUUCUCUCACGAUAAUGGAUUCGAAAAAGGGAGAAUUUACAAAUCCCAUCGCAUUUAAAUUUGAUUUUACCUGGCCGGUAAGUUUAUGUUUCAUAUUAUAA